Messenger RNA from Sphenostylis stenocarpa, 1116 nucleotides. The record is from the annotation of a GenBank genome assembly. Lineage: Eukaryota; Viridiplantae; Streptophyta; Magnoliopsida; Fabales; Fabaceae.
AUGUCAAAGAAGAAGGUUGGAGAAAGAAAGUACGAUGUUUUUGUUAGCUUUCAUGGGGCGGACAUCAGACGAGUGUUUCUUUGUCAUUUGGUUGAGGGUUUCAAAAGUAAGACUGUAAAAGUGUUUGUUGAUGAUGAAAUUGAGAGGGGAGAAGAAAUAUGGCCAUCACUUGUUGAAGCAAUCGAAGGAUCAUCCAUUUCAUUGAUCAUAUUCUCACAAGGCUAUGCUUCUUCUCAUUGGUGUCUAGAUGAAGUGGUGAAAAUUAUUGAAUGCAGAGAGAAAGAUGGACAGAUUGUAAUCCCUGUUUUCUAUUGCAUAGAACCCAAAGAUGUAAGAGAUCAAUUGGGGAGUUACAAGAAUGCAUUUGACGAACAUGAAAUCAAAUAUGAGAGGAAGGUCCCAAUCUGGAGACAUGCCUUGAAUAAAUCCACACUCUUAGCAGGAAUUCAGUCAUCAAAAUUUCGGGAUGAUGCCGAUUUACUUAAAAAUAUUGUCGAUGUUGUGUCGACGAGGUUGGAUAAAACCCUGAUUGAAGGAAAAGUUGGAAAUGACAAAAAAAUUGAAAAAAUGGAAUCAGUUAUACAUAAAGAGUCAAUCUGGAGUUGUCCUAUACAAAAGAUAUUUAGCAAACUGUGUGGAAAUAGAGAAUGUUGGGAUAUGGGUGGUAAGAUUGAGAGGAAAGCUCGAUGGACUCAUCUUACUAAGAGGAUCUGUAAAGGAUUUCAACCACUGGAAACUUCAAAUUUCAUUUAUGAGACAAGUUUUAGAGAACUGUCGUCUGAGUUGGCAGAGGCGGCUAGGAGAAAAGCUGAAUUUGCAAGGCUUCGUGAGCUUCGCACACUUAAGGGACACGUUGAGUCUGUGGUGAAGCUGAAAGAAGGGCUUACAUGCAUUACUGGUAUGAAACUUGAAAAGAAAGAAAAUUACCUUGCUUCGCUUCACAUGCUGUGUAGCCUCUCAAAUCAUAUCACAGAAGCGACAAAGUGUGGCGUUGUCGUUCUCUCUUUCUCGUCUCUUCUCUUCCACCCAGAAAAAAGGGCGGUGUCCGUACAGACACACACCUUUCUUUGUGAUCCAGAAAUGGAUGCCGUGGAGUCUUCUGUGGCUAUGGAAUGA